Messenger RNA from Drosophila montana, 1439 nucleotides. RefSeq lists its product as uncharacterized. Bases 107 to 850 code for a protein of 247 amino acids. NCBI's taxonomy places the organism in Eukaryota, Metazoa, Arthropoda, Insecta, Diptera, Drosophilidae. The transcript has 3 exons. The record is from RefSeq and is a predicted model, not a curated record.
GUUGAGUUCAGUUUUGUGCCAGAUUUUAGCCAAGUAAGUUAGCUAAUCAAUAGCCGCCCCCCUACUUGGGCCAGCUGAUCGUGGCAUUGAUUGCAAGCCAGUGGAAAUGGCAGAGGCAACGUCAGCUGAUUCGUUCAAAGUGGAUGAGAUCGUGUUUGCCCAGAAAUAUGGCUAUAUACCCUGGCCGGCCAAGCUCAUAGACAAAUCAAACAGUCGCAAUGGCCUCGUGCAGUUCGUGUUAACCAAUGAUCGCCACCUAAUACCCUAUGGCAAAAUAUGGAAUUACAACGAACAGAGCAAACGACAAUUUGUCACAAGACAAACAAUGGACUAUGAGGAUUUUCGUACAGCAAUUUAUAUAGCGGAAUAUCUAGUACAGAAAGCCCUGGAGACAAGAACGGCGGCCGCGUCCUGCUCAAGGGUCGAGCCCAGCCAGCAGGAGCUGAACUUCUUGCAGGAGGUGCGCAAACAGCGCAGCACGCUUCACGUUGAGCCGCUUUUUAUAGGACAAGUCAACAAACUGCGCAGCAGCCUAACCCAGCGCCAACAGAACUAUGCAGCCGCACAGCUGGCAUUCCAGGAGCUGCUCGAACUGCCCAUUAGCCAGCUGUUGCUCGUACGCAACCAGGAGGCGGUGGAGUCCAUAAGGCUGCUCUGUCGCUUUGUCAACUGUGCGCCUGCAAAUCCGGCUGAUCCGGCGCUGGUGCGAGAGCUGGCCGGUCGGCUAAUUAGGCGCUUUGCAAACGUCUUUACGCAACCCUUUACCAUGCCGGACUUCUGGUGCGAAUACUGCAUGCUGGCUGGCAUUUAUAGACGCCAUACGGUGGAAAUUGACAAUCAGUCAAAGUGACGUUAAGGCAAAGCAAAUACACGUAAUCAGCGCAGACAACGCCACUUGCAUAAGUGACAAAUAUGCUUUUGGGUGUGGCCCAUGUCCAGGUUGUUGAUGCCAGACAAACACGACAGGGCGAGAUAAACAAUCGAUCAAAAUAUUAGACAAAUCAUCGUGUGACUGUCGUUGUACAAUAAACAAAAGCCAACUGUGUUCACGCCAUGACGGACUGUCGCUCAACCCCUGUGCACACACACAAACAUACACAAGGACAUACACGCACACACGCCUGUGAGCUGGUCAAGCAAACAAAAUUUCACUUUGCCCAGCCUCGACGCGAGCUGGACAGCCAAAAGGCAACAGCAAAGGCAAAUUCAAUUUGAGCUGUCAAAAAUCUAACCAAUAUUGGCUGCGUGUGCAUGUGUGUGUGUGUGUGCGCGCGUGUGUAUGUGCUUUUGGGAGGCGUGGCUGUGAAUACUAUCGUCGAGCACAAUCGAUUGAAAACAUAAAUGAAAUUGACAGCCAGCAUGCCAGGUGACCAGCCAACGCAAGUGCGCCUCCACGCACGGCUCCCUUAUGUCAUAGCUAGCCCUUUGAUGUUGCCGAC